Molecule: messenger RNA, 1623 nt
Organism: Aspergillus japonicus CBS 114.51
Lineage: Eukaryota; Fungi; Ascomycota; Eurotiomycetes; Eurotiales; Aspergillaceae
Exons: 1
Coding region: 1-1623 (540 amino acids)
Source: RefSeq, a predicted model, not a curated record
AUGGCCAAUGCACCCACUCACCCAGAUAACCGCGAGAGCGGAAACUCCCUCCCAAUGUUCCUCUCAGAGCCAGAGUAUACUGCUGAGGAGAGGGCGCUGUUGGAUGAGCCAUUCCCCCCAAAAUGGGCAGAUAUCAGUACCGAAUACUUCCGCAACUGCGAGCUGUGUUCUGACUACCACCCGUCAACGGGCCCAAGCGAGCAAAUCUACCGCUGUGCAAGACCUGCAUGUCGGGCCCUCUAUCAUCAUGAAUGUCUCCAGGAGAUGCUCACUAAGUUGACUGAGCAGGAUAGCCUCCUCAUGCCCAUGGAAUGUCUUCGCUGCGGCACCGGCUGGGAUCUUGACUCUGACUUUGAGGAGCCGGAGCAUCGCCGCAAGCUCUGGUGCAUUGGUGAGUUACGGCAGAAGACUAUACAGCUGCUGCGGCAGCUGCGACAGUUACGGCAGGAGCUGCGGCAGGGGCGGCUUAAAAAGAAGCGGCUUCAGCAGGAGCUGCUUUGCCAGAAACAGCUUCAGCAGCAGACGCGGAACCAUCCUCAGAUACAGCAGCAGUACUGUCAACCCCAGCCCCGGCAGCAGAUGCAGGUGCUUUCUCUGCAGGAUCAGCCUCCUCAGAACCAGCAGCCGGAGCAGUACUGUCAGUCUCAGCCCCAGCAGCAGAUACAAGUACUUCCUCGGCAGUGUCAGUCUUCUCAACACCCGGAGCAGAUUAAUCAGCAAAUGCAGCACCAACAGCAAGUACAGGUACAUCCUCUGCAAGAUCGGCCUCCUCAGCACCAGGGGCAGAACCAGCAGCAACUACAGGCAUAUCCUCUGCGGUGUCAGCUUCCUCAGCACCAGCAGCAACAAAUACAGCUGCAUCUUCAGCAGUAUUAUCCAGCACAACAAAACUACCAGCAGCUUCACCAGCAGCAACCUCAGCCCCUGCGCCAGUACCAGAGCCUGCAGCAGAUGCAACCUCAGCACCAGCUACAGACCCAGCUAAAGCCAUAUCAAGCUCGGUAUCAGCAGCUGCAGAUGCAAUAUGAACUUCGAAUGCUACAACAGCAUCAGCGGCCGGCCCAGCAUCCAAUUCAGAUGCAACAGCAGCUUCAAAGACAACAUAAUCCUCAGCUACACCAGCAGCUGCACCCGCCGCAUCAGCAACAACCCCCUACCAAGCCCAAGCCCCAUCGCACUGCACCGGAAAUGGCGCGAUCAGCGAAGAAACCCCGUAGGAACAGGCCUGAUCCCCCGCGUGGUCGAACGAUAAUCCCAAUGAGCUUCGCUGUAAUAGGAGACCGCUUCCAUUGCACCUUUGUAGAAGACGGGGUGCCCUGUCGCCUGCAUUACGGGAGCGCCGAUAGUCUGCGGCGGCAUCACCGCACCAUCCACGAUGACAGUCUUCCUUGCCCUGACUGCCACAGUGGGUGGUCCACCGUCGCAAAACUAUCUAGACAUCUCGCGGAAGUGCAUGGGGUGGCCCCUGUGCGUCGGGUGACACCUAGUCACGGGGCGGCUCCUUUGCAUGGGGCGACCCCUGUGCCUCAGACUCCUUUGCGUAGGCUAGCACCUAAGCAGAGGAGGCAAGAUACAGUCCCCCGGGACUGGAGCCGAAAGCAGAAGCAUGAUGAUUUCGCGUAG